Messenger RNA from Hydatigera taeniaeformis, 2604 nucleotides. The record is from the annotation of a GenBank genome assembly. Lineage: Eukaryota; Metazoa; Platyhelminthes; Cestoda; Cyclophyllidea; Taeniidae.
AUGGCGAAGAAGGAGAAGAAGGAGAAGAAGGAGAAAAAGCAGAAGAAGGAAAAGAAGGAAAAGAAGGAGAAAAAAUCGAAGAAAGAUAAGAAGGAGAAAGAGCACACAAGCAGCAGUGACAAGAAAUGUGAACGCACGAUCCAACGUUUGAAUGUAGCAAUAUGUGGACAUCCCGAUGUUGUCGAAAUGUACAUGUUUAAGAACAACGAAUUGAACGUCCCCAUCGAUGAUUAUCAAGUAAACAUCGACCCGGAUCCUGCAACUAAUUCAGAUGGUCAAGUGACCGAUAGGGACGCCGACCUCUUUCUCUGUGUCUACGAUGUGCGCAAGCCUGCUUCCGUCGAUUUCCUAAAGGCAAAGGUUUUACCAGGAGUCAAGGAGUUGAACAAGGCAAUGGCGGUUGCAGGAUUGGGUUUGGAGUAUAGAAUGGGUGGAAAUACUGACAUCAUCAGUAGUGGAACUGCCACCGCAUUGGCCAAACAGUAUGGAUGUAAAGGGACAGAACUAAUCUCCUGUGAAGGCGACCAGUUGGCGGCUGGGACUUAUUCCCUAUACGUAGCAACGCACCCUGAGAUGUUUAACAAGGAGUCAGAUGAAGUGGAUGAGGAUGGCGUGAAGCACUUGACAUUGCAAAGGUUCAACAGUUCACUUCCGAUGCCAAGGAAGGGGAAGUCAAAGAAGGAAAACAAUGAUAAAAGUAGCUUCCAUGAGCAAACACUGCGAUUGCACAUCGCGGUAUGCGGCGAACCUCAAGUAAUCGACUUGUUUACAAGAAAGAGGUCCGACUUGAAUGUUCUAGUCGACAAGUACCAAGUGUCCAUUUACGUCGAUCCAGGAAAUGACGAGAGUGGCAAGAUGGUAGCUAAAGACUCAGAUUUCUUCCUCUGUGUCUACGACAUAUGCAAUCGUAAGUCGGUGGAUUUUCUCAAGAACAAGGUGUUGGACGAAGUGAAGGACUUAAAGAAGCCCAUGGGUGUUGCUGGAUUGGGACUGGAGUAUAGAACUAAUGGUGGAAAAGAACUUGUAGAAGUUGGCACUGCUGCUGCAUUAGCCAAAAAAUAUGGUUGCAAAGGCGCUGAACUUAUCUCCUGCGAUGGAAAAGAGAAAAAGACAAAGGAGAAGAAGCAGAAAGCGGAGAAGAAAUCGAAGACAGAUAAAGGUGAAAAAAAUGGCAAACUGAAUGGAUGUACUAAGAAAUUUAACAGUGAGACAAUACGAUUUUGUGUGGCUGUGUGUGGCGAUCCGCAAGUUGUUGAUUUAUUUAUUAAGAAGAACGGUGAAUUAAAUGCUGCGGUAGACAAGAUUCGGGUGAUUCUUGACGCUGAUGCUGGCAAUGAUACGAAUGGUAAAGUAAUAAUAAGAGGGGCUGACUUCUACUUGUGUGUCUACGAUGUUCGUGAUCGCAGGACAGUGGAGUUUCUUAAAACCAAGGUUAUGCCAGAGGUGAGGGCAUUGAACAAGAAGAUAGCAAUUGCUGGUCUGGGACUGGAAUGCAGAGGUAGUGGAGGGAAAAAUGAGGCUGAGAUAGGCACAGCUGCACAAUUGGCUAGGCUUUAUGGAUGCAAAGGCACUGAACUUAUCUGCUGUGAUGGACAACAACUGGCAGCUGGAACAUUCUCGCUUUAUACGGCUGCCUGCCCAGAGAAAUUUAAGGACAUCAGGCAAUUUGGAAUGGACCAGACAGAGGGCGAGACAUCAAAGAAGGACAAGUUCAAGAAAAAUGGGGAGUUGAACGUUAAGGUGGAUAAGUACCAGGUGAGCAUUAACGCAGCUCCUGGGAAUGACUGGAAUGGUAAAUUAUUCGGCGUUGAAGCCGAUCUUAUGCUUUGUGUCUAUGAUAUCUGCAACCGUGAGACAGUCGAAUUUUUGCGGUACAAAGUCCUACCAUACGUCAAAGCACUUAACAAGAAAAUGGCAAUUGCCGGACUGGGAUUGGAAUGCCGAGGUGGUGGUAGAUGGAAUGAAACUGGAGUAGGAACAGCUGCUCAACUGGCUAGGUACUACAAUUGUGGAAGUACUGAGCUUAUUUGUUGUGAUGGGACAAAUGAGUUGAAUUUUGAUGUGGAUGAAUAUCGAGUGAAUUUUAACAUCUAUCCGGGAAACACCGAUGAUGGUCAAUUGAACAGCGGGGAUGCUGAUUUCUUCCUUUGUGUCUACGAUGUUAGAAAUUCUGAUACGGUGGACUUUCUAAGACAGAUAAUUUUGCCGAAAGUAAAGGCCUUAAAUAAGGGGAUGGCGGUGGCUGGUCUGGGGCUGGAGUACAGAAACGAUGAGAAUAGCAAACUAAUCACCGCCGACACAGUCAGCAAACUUAUUAGUCAAUUUGGAUGCAAGGGAGCUGAGCUUGUCUACUGUGAUAAAAAGCAGAUGGGAGCAGGAGCGUUUGCUCUCUACGCUGCCGCCAACCCGGAGGAGUUCCUUGAAACCACUAAAAAAGAUGACGAGUACAAGGAGAAGGAUGAUGGCAAGAAAAUGAAAAAGAAGAAGAAGAGGGAGAAGAAGGACGAGAAGGAGAAGAAAGAGAAGAGGGAGAAAGAGAAGAAGAAGAAGAAGGACGAACACGGAAAAGAGAAGAUACCUAAAAAAGAAAAGAACAAAGAAUAA